Oryza sativa Japonica Group (Japanese rice) is the source of this 1569-nucleotide messenger RNA. RefSeq lists its product as uncharacterized. Lineage: Eukaryota; Viridiplantae; Streptophyta; Magnoliopsida; Poales; Poaceae. Gene Ontology annotation, cellular component: cytosol. Gene Ontology annotation, biological process: chloroplast avoidance movement; chloroplast accumulation movement. The record is from RefSeq and is a predicted model, not a curated record.
UGAAUUUUAAAAUUUUGAUAAGAUUUAUCUGAAUUUUAUCAGUUGUUUUCGCCUUUUCGGUUAAUCAGUACACUUACCAUGAGUGAUUUUUAUCCAGCAUCGGAAUUAUGAAUAGCAUGCUGCAUACCCUGCCUGCGUUGCAUGCUUGCCAAGAGUGGUCAGAAAGCAUCCCUGCUUCAGCUCCACUCCUACAUACAGAUGAGGUUAGCUUGGGAGUUUUAUCUGACUUCUUUUUGGUGGCAAGUCACUCCUCUUGCUUGUUGCUAUUGGGAAACUAGUUGCUGGUUGGCCAGUGUGCUACUGAAGUGGAAGCAAAGAAACUACCUGCAGCCAAGCGAUGAUCCACUGAUCUUCGCCCCUUCAUAUAAUCCUCCAAGCGAUCGUGCAUGUUGCUUGCAGCCAAGAACGUUCGAUCGAUCGAUCGAUCCUCGUGUUGCUGCUUAAUUGCUGUGCUUCUCCAUCGCCAUGGCCACCGACCGUGUCGAGGUCGACACGGCACGCCCUUUCCGGUCCGUCAGGGAGGCCGUCGCCGUCUUCGGCGAGCGCAUCCUCGUCGGCGACGGCUACUCCCGGCGACCCAGCAACGGCAAUGCUGCUGCUGCUGCCGUUGUUGACAUCGCCAUUGCCAAGCAUGAAGCUAGCGGCGAUAGUGAUGAUGCUACUGUUUCUUCUCCGGAUGCCAUGGAAGCUGAGCCUGAGGUGGAGGAGGAUGCAGCGCCGGCCGUCGUGCCGAUGAUGUACUCGGCACCGUCCUCGCCGCAGUCGUCGCCGCCGCCGCCGAACGACGGCGGCGACGCCGACGACGAGCGCGACGGCGGCGUGGUCGACGAGGGGGUGACGGUGGCGAUGAUGCGGUCAGUCAAGAAGCUGGAGGCGGAGGUGGCGGAGACGAGGCAGGAGGUGGCGCAGCUGAAGAAGCGGGGGAGCGAGAUGGAGAUGGCCGUGGCGUCGCUCAACGCGCAGCUCCACCGCGGCCUCUCGAAGCUGGCGGAGAUGGAGGCCGGCGACACGGCAGCGGCGGCGCGGCGCAGCGUUGGCGGCGAGACCGACGUGUCGUCGACGGUGGCGACGUUCAGGAGCGAGCGGUGGGGCGGCGUCGGCGGCGGCGGCGCGGCCGUGUCGCGCGCGACGUCGUGCGAGUACCUGCCGUCGUUCAGCCACGCGUUGAGCCUCGGCGAGGUGGACGACGGCGAGCUGGUCGGGAGGAGGAGGAAGGCGAGGAAGGUGAAGCCCAUCGUGCCUCUCAUCGGCGACAUCAUCUUCUCCAAGAGGAAGAGCACCAAGGACAAGGGCGGCGAUGGCUUCUACGGCAACAAUGGCGAUCUUUACAGCGUUCUGGGCUGACGUCAUCUCACUCUCUCUGUGUGUGUGAUCUCAUCAACCUGCUCAUGUGUUGUGGCUGCUUUGUGUGCAAUUUGGAUGAGCAAAUUUGUUUUUGUUUUUUAGUUUUGGUUUUGUAUUUCUUUCUGCUUCUGGUUUGGUGUGGAUUGUGCAGGGGAGUUUGUGUAAAUGUAAAGCACUGUUAAGUUGACUGUUUUUAUAUGUUUGUAUCUUCAGAAGUUCAGAUCA